CAUAUCUCUUAGGCUGACUAAUCUCUAUUCAAGUUUCAUCUUGUAGUGAGUCAGUGAUAAUACCUACUGUCUGUCCUCAUUUAUUCUUCGAGAUAUUGUUUAAAACCUCUGAAAACAUAGUUCAAGAUGAGUAUACAGUGGACAUUAGUUGCAACUUUUUUAUACGCUGAAAUAGCUUUAGUUUUGUUAUUUGUUUUACCGCUAAUUUCCGCUAGAAGAUGGAAUGCUUUACUUAAAUCCCGUUUCCUACAAGUAUUAUCCAGGCAAGCAUUAUGGUACUUCGGUCUUAUCGUUUUAGUUCUCGUUUUAUUUUUGCUGGAUUCCAUUCGUGAAAUGAGGAAAUACUCAAGUAUGGAACCUCAUGAACACUCUCAUUUGGAGAAUGAACUACAGAUCAGUAUGAGACUGUUCAGAGCUCAGCGCAAUUUCUACAUCUCUGGCUUCUCUCUUUUCCUGACUCUUGUCAUAAGAAGAUUUGUUCAACUUAUAUCCAAACAAGCAGAAUUAGCUGCUGAGAAUGAAGCUGUUCUUAAACAGGCUAAAUCGGCUAGUGCUGCUGCCCGUUCUUUUAUGCAAGGAUCAGGGGAAGAUGCUCAAAACAGUUCUAAUGAAGCACAUCAAGUAGAAUUAAAUAAAUUGACAGAAAAAAUUGAUGCACAAGAAGAGGAGAUAGAGCGCUUGAAGAAGGAUAAGGAUGCUGUCAUAUCUCAAGCCAAGUCUUUGGAAACGGAAUAUGACAGGCUCAAUGAAGAGCACAGGAAACUACAGCUGAAACUGAAGGUAGAAGGAGAAUCUGUCAAAGAUAAAUAAAACUCAAAGAUUUAGCAUUUAUGGUGGUUUUAAAAAAAUAUUUUGUUGAAUUAAUUAUUGUGCCUUUAUGUAACACAUAUUUACAUUUAUGUUUAUCUGAGUCUUAUUUAGAUAGCCAGUAAUAGGGUAAUUUGAUUCAGUUAAUCCUUAUUUUUCAUCUAUGUGAGGUGCUCUGCUUGUGAAUAAUCAAUUGUAAAUUUCUAAAAUUAGAUAUUUCUCUUUUUUAAAAAGAUUUAUACUUUUUCAUUCAACACAGUAGAUUCAAAGUUAAUUUCAUCUCUUUCGAAAAGUGAAGAAUUAAGACAGGUGUUUUUAAAAUUGUAUUAAAUGUUCACCUCUCAUGUUUAAUGCCUCAUAUUGAAUAACUCAGGUCGUUUAAUAAAUAUUAUUUUUUAUUGUCAAUGAUUUCUGGACUGCGGAUAGUUUAAAUGUGUCAUGGACCAUUUUAAGAGUUUAUGUAUGUAAUAUAUAAACAAAAUUGUUGAUAAUUGCCUAUCUAUUAGGCAUAUAUUUCUGUUACUUGGGACUAUUGCACAACAUUGUGAGUAGAUCAUUAUUGCAGAAUGGGAUGUUACCAUAAUAAAAAUUUUGUGAUUGAGGAGUAUUAUCGUGGAAGAAGUUAUAUUGCAUAGGAACUAUACAUGACUUGUAUUAUAAAAAACUAUUAUUUUUAAAAUAUUUAUUCUAUUAAUUUCUAAUGUAAUUGUUAAUAUUCUGUCUUGCUAAAAUUACUCAUAAUUAAUAAGACUGGGAAAGAUUGUUUUGGGUUAUAAUUUUGAUAUUUCUGUAUUUAUUUUUAUUUUUGUUUUCAAUAAAAAAGUAGUUUUAAAAUUUAAAAAAUAAUUUGUAUUUGCCAUGUUUCUUUUCUGUAAUGAAUGUAUUUACCUAACCCUCCUGAAACCUGUUUAACAUAAACAAAAUCAUAUCCAACUAUUUAUGACAAGAAUGAAGUUAAUAGAUUUAGUAAAGUAAUUAAUUAUUUAUUAUAAUUAUGAUACUUUAUUUACAAUGGCUCCAUAUAAUUUAGAAUAUUUCCUUUUUCGACCAAUCUCAAGAUUAGUUACUAAUGAAUAUAUUGGAAGUGCAACCUUGAAUUAUUUUAAAAUAAAUUUAACAUAUUUUUAGAAAAC
Molecule: messenger RNA, 1940 nt
Organism: Nezara viridula (southern green stink bug)
Lineage: Eukaryota; Metazoa; Arthropoda; Insecta; Hemiptera; Pentatomidae
Source: the annotation of a GenBank genome assembly